AUGACGAACGCCCCUAACCGAUUCGACCUGUUCAUCCUCGGUCCGGAUGAGAAGCGGGUCGAGAUUGUCGAGGACACCAAGAUCCCCAAUGCGGCGACGUUCUGGUUUAACAAGGAGGACCACACGCUCGGCAACAUGCUGCGUCACGCUGUGCUCGCCAACCCUGCCGUCUUAUUUUGUGGAUACAAGGUACCUCAUCCGCUCGAGCCCAAAGUGUUUGUUAAGAUCCAGACGGACGGAUCGAUAACGCCGACCGAUGCGCUCAAGCAGGGCUGCACCAAACUCAUCGCUCAGAUCAGCUCGCUCAAGGGCGCCUGGCGCACCGAAGUUCAGAUGAGCGGUGCAGGAACCGUCGACGUCGGCGGGUUCGGCCGCCAAGAUCCCUUUGAUUCCACCGGCGCGGGCUAUGGUGCAGGCGCAGAAGGCGCGUCUGGCUAUGUCGACAUCUAA
Molecule: messenger RNA, 450 nt
Organism: Moesziomyces antarcticus
Lineage: Eukaryota; Fungi; Basidiomycota; Ustilaginomycetes; Ustilaginales; Ustilaginaceae
Product: RBP11-like subunits of RNA polymerase
Exons: 1
Coding region: 1-450 (149 amino acids)
Biological process (GO): transcription by RNA polymerase II
Cellular component (GO): RNA polymerase II, core complex
Molecular function (GO): DNA binding; protein dimerization activity
Source: RefSeq, a predicted model, not a curated record